AUGGGUCUCGCGCCAAUUUCUAUUGACAAAACCUGGUGGAUCUCAACACUCCCAGCUGUUGUCGAAACACAGAACUUGCUUGAUGGUUUCGUUUUAUUUAGCAUUUCCGUGGCAGUUCUUUUAGCUGGGAUAUUCACUUGGGCUUCAUCCCCUGGAGGGUUAGCCUGGAAAAAUGGCAGGAACCAAAUAGGUCAGGUCCCAAUCCCCGGACCUAGAGGCCUCCCCUUGUUUGGCAGUUUAUUCAGCCUAAGCCACGGCUUGGCUCAUCGAACUCUUUCCUGCAUGGCUUCCAGCCAAGCAGCCACUACCAAGCUCAUGGCUUUUAGCCUCGGAUCAACUCCUGCCGUCAUCACAUCCGAUCCCCAAAUUGCUCGUGAAAUCUUGACCUCUCCUCACUUUGCCAACCGUCCAGUUAAAUCAUCAGCAAAGAAGCUAAUGUUUAGCCGAGCCAUUGGCUUUGCUCCCAAUGGAACUUACUGGCGGCUUCUACGAAGGAUUUCAUCGACUCAUCUCUUUGCUCCAAAACGCAUUGCGGCCCAUGAAAGUGGUCGCCAGAUUGGCUGUGACGCCAUGUUGUGUACCAUCGAUAAAGAACAAUCCUUCAAUGGAAACGUUUCUUUACGUAAACACCUUCAAGCUGCUGCACUUAACAAUAUAAUGGGGACAGUUUUCGGUAAAAGAUACGACUCGAUAGAAAAUAAUGAUGAAGCUAAAGAGUUGCAAGAGAUUGUAAGAGAAGGGUUUGACAUAUUGGGUGCUUUUAACUGGUCGGAUUAUCUGCCUUGGCUGAGUAACUUUUAUGACCCUUUUCGAAUCAAUGAACGUUGUUCAAUUCUUGUUCCCCGAGUGAAAAAACUUGUCCACCAAAUCAUUGAAGAACACCGUUUCAAUCAGUCAAGAAAUACGGCUGAUAGUUCUGAUUUCGUUGAUGUGUUGCUAUCCUUAGAUGGCGACGAGAAACUCAAGGACGAGGACAUGGUAGCAGUCUUGUGGGAAAUGAUCUUUCGUGGUACUGAUACAACUGCACUUUUAACUGAGUGGAUCAUGGCGGAGUUGUUACUCAACCCUGAUAUUCAAUCCAAGCUUCACCAAGAGCUUGUUCUUGCUGUAAAAGAGACGAGCGUGACAGAUGCUGAUGUGGCUAAAUCACCGUACCUCCAAGCAGUAGUCAAAGAAACCCUAAGGUUGCACCCACCUGGGCCCCUCCUUUCAUGGGCCAGGUUGUCCACGUCAGAUGUCCAGCUCAGCAACGGCAUGGUGGUCCCUGCCGACACGACAGCCAUGGUCAACAUGUGGGCCAUAACCCAUGACCCAAAUGUCUGGGAGGAUCCACAUGUUUUCAAGCCAGAGAGGUUUCUUGUGGGCGGAGCUGAUCAGGUAGAUGUGAGGGGUGGUGAUUUAAGGCUUGCACCAUUUGGGGCUGGCCGAAGGGCCUGCCCUGGCAGGAACCUAGGGCUGGUGACCGUGGGCCUUUGGGUGGCUAGGUUGGUGCAACGUUUCAAAUGGGUUCAAGAUGUGGCUAACCCAGUUGAUUUGACCGAGGUGCUCAAGCUGUCCUGUGAGAUGAAGAAUCCUCUUCGCGCCGUCGCUAUUCCAAGAAAUUGCCUUGCAACUUGUUGAGAGUCAAGA
This is a messenger RNA of Theobroma umbraticum, 1629 nucleotides long. Its product is annotated as cytochrome P450 78A7-like. The record is from RefSeq and is a predicted model, not a curated record. Gene Ontology annotation, molecular function: monooxygenase activity; heme binding; oxidoreductase activity, acting on paired donors, with incorporation or reduction of molecular oxygen. NCBI's taxonomy places the organism in Eukaryota, Viridiplantae, Streptophyta, Magnoliopsida, Malvales, Malvaceae.